Messenger RNA from Camelina sativa (false flax), 595 nucleotides. Lineage: Eukaryota; Viridiplantae; Streptophyta; Magnoliopsida; Brassicales; Brassicaceae. The record is from RefSeq and is a predicted model, not a curated record.
UAAAAAAAUUAGACAAUACUAAAAGUAAAAGUAAUAUUUUUCGUUAAUGGAGAUACUCAACAAAAUGUAUACACUAAUCCGCUCACGUGGGUUAAAAUGUGAUGGUUGCAAUCUUGGUAAAGAUUACCAUAGCGAUGGUUAUCGUUGCUUUCAUUCUGGAGUAUUCUUUCACAAAGAAUGUGCCAAUUCUGAUCUAGAGAUUAACAACCGCUAUCAUCCCCAACAUUCUUUCCAUAUCAAGGCGGUUGCUGAAAAUGAAGAUGUAUAUGGAGAAUGCAAGGUUUGUAGAGGAGAUUGGAAAUGUGGAGUGUGUCAUAAAAUGAUGAUAUGGACAUUUGGGGCUUUUACUUGUUUGAAAUAUCCAAAUCUUUCCAUUCAUUUAAGAUGUGCCACAAGGUUCAGGAUUUGGGAUGGAACUGAACUUGAAGGCAUACCAGAAAAUAUUUUAGAGGUUAAAUCAUAUGAGCCGACCGAAGAAGGAACUAUAACGCAUUUCAGUCACUUAGAUCAUACUUUAAAGCUCAAUGAGGAAAACGAUACAAAUGAUAAAUGCAGGUGGUGUAAAGCAUACUUAUAUCCCAUAUAUUUUUAGCUC